This is a messenger RNA of Aspergillus terreus NIH2624, 1380 nucleotides long. Its product is annotated as telomere maintenance protein PBP2. The transcript has 3 exons. Lineage: Eukaryota; Fungi; Ascomycota; Eurotiomycetes; Eurotiales; Aspergillaceae. Gene Ontology annotation, cellular component: cytoplasm; nucleus. Gene Ontology annotation, molecular function: mRNA binding. Gene Ontology annotation, biological process: regulation of RNA metabolic process; regulation of gene expression. The record is from RefSeq and is a predicted model, not a curated record. Bases 1 to 1380 code for a protein of 459 amino acids.
AUGUCUGCCUCGCCGUCUGCAUUGCAAUCGACCAAACGUCCCCUGGAGGAUCCGUCCUCUCCCUCGGGCCCCAACGACCAGCCCGAAGCCAAGCGUCCUGCUUUGGAUAAAGUAGUUAAGGGUGAGGAGUCCGAAGACAUCAAGACUGAGACUACCCGUGCCGAUGGUCAGAAUGACACGGUGGUGCCUGAUGCUCCCAAGGCUGCAUCCUCUGAGACGCAACCCAUUCAGUCCACCGCGUCCCAUGCGGACGCCGGUGCUUCUCAGACCGAACAGCAGCGGCCUCAGGAUGAGUCCAGCUGGAUCCACAUCCGCGCCGUAAUCUCCAGCCAGGAAGCCGCGACGGUUAUCGGUAAGGGUGGAGAGAAUGUAUCCCAGAUCCGUCGUCUGUCUGGGGCCAAGUGCACCGUCAGCGAUUACUCCCGCGGUGCGGUGGAACGUAUCUUGACUGUCAGCGGCCCCCAGGACGCCGUUGCGAAGGCAUUCGGUUUGAUCAUCCGUACCUUGAACAAUGAACCCCUUGAUGCCCCCUCCACUGCCCAGUCCAAGACCUACCCCUUGCGUUUGUUGAUCCCCCAUAUCCUCAUUGGUUCGAUCAUCGGUAAGGGUGGUGGUCGCAUUCGCGAGAUCCAGGAAGCCUCCGGUGCUCGUCUGAAUGCCUCCGACGCCUGCCUGCCCCUCUCCACUGAGCGGUCGCUUGUCAUCCUUGGUGUUGCGGAUGCCGUCCACAUCGCCACUUACUAUGUCGCCGUGACGCUUGUGGAGCAGCUCACUGAGCGCUUUGGCGGCCCCGCUGCCUCUGCUUAUGCUACCCGCAGCGGUGGUCCGGCUGGUGCUGUGCCUGGUGGCAUGCAGGUCGUCCCAUACGUUCCUCAGCCUGCUGGCGGUCAGUAUGGUCAUCCCGACACCUUCAAGCGUCACCACCCUCACCCCAACCGUGGUGCAGCCGGUGCCUAUGGUGUCCCUUAUCUCCAUGGACAAGCUGCACCCACUCCCGUGGCCCAACCCGCGAUGCACUAUGGCGCUGCGCCUACCCCCUAUGCUGGCGCCGGUCCCCAUCAGCCUGCCCCCUAUCCCCCGCAGGUUCCUCAGCCACGUGGAGGCCCGACUCCUGUCGCUCCCGUGGCCGGUGGUGCUAUGCCGGGUCAGCCUCUGACGCAGCAGAUCUACAUUCCCAACGACAUGGUCGGUGCCAUCAUCGGAAAGGGUGGUGCGAAGAUCAACGAGAUCCGUCACCUUAGUGGCAGUGUGAUCAAGAUCAACGAACCCCAAGAGAACAGCAACGAGCGUUUGGUGACCAUCACCGGCACCCAGGAGUGCAACCAGAUGGCGCUCUACAUGCUUUACUCUCGACUUGAAAGCGAGAAGCACCGGAUCUGA